AUGAAUCCCUCUUUAAAAUUCAAAACCUAAUAAUUGACUUAGUCAUUUCUUCAAAAAGACUCUCCAAAAAUGAAAAAGACCUAAAGCAAUCACUUACUACCAAGUAAAUCCUAAAGUAAAAUACUCAAAACAACAAAUUCCAGAAAUGAUUAAAUCAGAUUAAACAACUCUAUCAAUUAACUAUAAGAAAAUACAAACCCCUUUCAUUCCUCAUUUUGUAAUCCUUCUAAGACAGAAGAAAGUUAAAGCAAGAAUGAAAUAUACAUAAAACAGCAACUCAUUAUUGAAUUGAAUAAAAAGAAUUCUGAAUUAGAAAUACAUAAUUCAGUUUUAAAACAAUCGAAUAAAUAAAUGUAGAGUGAUAUUUAAUUACUUAAUGAAACAAUAGAAUAAAUUUGUAAUCAGCUUUAAAAGUAGAAAGAGCAAUCCGAAAAUUUAACAUCACAAAUAAAUGAUCUGCAAUACACUGUAUCUAUUUAAAAAUAAGAAAUUUCAUAAUAAAAGAAUGAAAACUUUAAAUUAAUUAAUUUUCUCAAAUUAAGUAAGCAAAAAAAUGGAAUGGAAAAUAAUUGUGAAUUGAAUCAGCCUAACUAUUAAUAGUAAAUUAAUUUGUUGAAAGAACAAAUUUCAAUAUAAAAAUAGUCAUUCCAGUAAACAGAAUCAACUCUUUAAAAACAAAUUAAAACAUUAACUACCUUUUUUAAUAAAUUCUUUUUUUCAAUUAAUAAUCUCACUAUUUAAAAUUCUAAUAAAAUGUUCUCUCAAAAUGAAAUUGAUUUGUUCUCAUUAGUAUUUGAAAAUCUCAAUGAUGAAUUGUAAAAAUAUGAUACAAAUUUGUUUUAAUGCUAAAACAACACGCAGAAUUUAACUGGAAAAUAUGUAAAUUCUGCGGUUGAAAAUACAAACCUAUCAAAUACUAAAGAUAUUUCAAAACUUAAGUAAAUCAUUUAAAUACAAAACAAAUAAAUUGAACACCAAUAACAAACGAUCUUGAAUUAAUAAUUUGAAAUAUAGACCCUGUAAAGAUUGAUGCAUCAGAGUGAAUAUGAAAGUAUUGCAGAAUUUACAAGAAACUGUGUAAAUAAUAACGAUUAAUUUGCUUAGGAAUUUGCAAAUUCUACUAAUGAAGAAUUGUGUUAUCAUCUUAACGAUAGUUAAAGUGAUAUUAAGCCAAAAUGUUUUUUAAAUAGUUUUUAAAAUACUCUCUAAUAAUUUUAAGUCAUUACAGAAGAAAGCACUUUUAGAAAUUGA
Molecule: messenger RNA, 1251 nt
Organism: Paramecium octaurelia
Lineage: Eukaryota; Ciliophora; Oligohymenophorea; Peniculida; Parameciidae
Source: the annotation of a GenBank genome assembly